AUGUCGCGUUAUUUGUUGGCUAUUCACGUUUUUGUGCUAAUUGGAAUGCACGUUAAAAUCAUCGAUGCUUUUGGAUGUCAACGACCGUGCGCGCCUAGACCGAUGCCUUAUUCUGCACCUCGACCGAUGCCCUAUGCUGCACCUCGACCGUGUUGCCGUAACGCCUACCAGGCCGGCUACCAGCAACCGCAAGGCUAUCAACAGCCGAGAACUGGCUACGCAGUGGGACCAGGUGGAGGGCUUCCUCAUCCGGAUGAAUUACCCAGUGUUGGAACAGUGCCACCAAUCGAUCAGCUAGUCAACAAGGAGGUUGAGCAACUAACUGCCUCAAAGAAUAUGAUUGAAGAUGGAGAUUUGCAACAAACGAAAGUGAGCAAGACAAAAAUCACUGAAGAAGCUGAUCAGACACAAAAAGAUGAUGCAAAAGGAGAAAGCUUUGAUGACUUUGAAAAGCAAUUAGCUGAAUUGAAAGAAGCUCAUGGAACGGAGAUUGGAGUGGAUGCUGAUGGAGACAAAGCUAGUGAGUCACUCCUCUCAGCCACGCAGUCUCCAGUGCCGAUCGGCUCCGCGCUCCAGUCGCCGCUCUAUCUCCGACCCGAUCAAUCCGCGCAUUUCGCUGGUGGACAGUACCCGGGUGGGUAUGCCCAACCGCAAGUCUAUGCCCGUCCCGUCCCCUACCGCCCACAACCAACCUACUACGCUCCCCAACCGAGAUAUCAACCGCAACCGAUUCGCUGCCCAAUGCCCUCUUAUCGGCCACCACCACAAUCCUACGCCCCACCACCUCGUGGCUAUGCCUUGCCUCAAGGUUUGUACUCGCAAAUCGGCUCUUCCCUUCCACUCCCGACUCCGCUCCCAUUGCCAGCUUUCUCCGAAGUUUCCGCUCCACCCGGCCCACCGCCAUCACCAUUUCAAAGAUACCAUGCUCCAUCGAAUGAAUGCUGUGGUCGAUGCAAUUCCCGUUGUCAUUACAAAACAGCUAAAGCGUUCGGCGUCAGGAACAGGAAAGGGCAGGAAAAGAAACGAGAGGUGAUCAACGAUCUGAAAUGCAACAGUCAUAAAUUGGAGAGAAUUAUGAGCGAAGGAAUGUCGAAAAACGCGGAACAAUCAAAGCGCUUGAUUCAACGAUUGGCUGAGGAGCUGCUUGGAGCUCUUUUCUUCGUGGUCUGCAGCAAAGACGACUUCUCGUACAUCAGCCGCUCCGAGCGUUUCUGCCAAAUCGAGAAAUUCGGCCUCGUUUGCUACGCAUUUCAACAUCAC
Mesorhabditis belari is the source of this 1260-nucleotide messenger RNA. NCBI's taxonomy places the organism in Eukaryota, Metazoa, Nematoda, Chromadorea, Rhabditida, Rhabditidae. The record is from the annotation of a GenBank genome assembly.